UGUCAGCGAGAGAGAGAGAGAGAGCUGGGAGAACGCUAGUGGGGAGCAAACCAGAGGCGCCGGCUCAAUCUGAGCAGUGGAAGCUUUGCAAACAAAACGUGUCCUUCCUCUUACAACUUCUGACAGACUUCCAAGGAUCUAUUUAAAUUUAAAAAAAACUCUUCUCACCCCCCCUCCCCUUCUCCUUCUGUUCUCCUCUUGGAAAUCUGGGUGACUUGUCCAGCAGGCAGGAGGGGAAAAAAACUGGAAAGAAAUCCAAUAGAAAUGAUUUGAGUAUCAUGAACAAUAGCUAGCAGACCAGAUGCUGACCAUGGCUCCAAGAAAACGGAAUAGGCAUGUGCUGGGAUUUCUCUGUUGCUUCCAGAGCACUGAUCACCCAGAGAUCACCUUCAAGGACAGCAGUGUGCCACUGCAGCUUCUCGAAUUCUCCCUCCCAAUCCCGCCCACCGAUGAACUCAACGCCAGGUUUGCAGAACUCGUUGAUGAGUUGGACCUCACUGACAAGAACCGAGAUGCUAUGUUUGCACUGCCCAUGGAGAAGAAAUGGCAAAUUUACUGCAGUAAGAAGAAGGAACAAGAUGACCCUAAUAAACAGGCCACCAGCUGGCCUGACUACUACAUUGAUCGUAUCAACUCCAUGGCUGCAAUGCAGACGGUUUUUGCCUUCGACGAGGAGGAAAUGGAGAUGAGAAACACGGUUGUCGAAGGCCUUAAGACAGCUCUUAGGACACAACCAAUGAGGUUUGUGAUGCGGUUCAUCGAACUGGACGGGCUUACGUGCCUGUUGAACUUCCUCCGCAGCAUGGACUAUGACACGUCAGAGAGCCGCAUUCACACAUCCGUUAUAGGGUGCAUCAAGGCUCUGAUGAACAAUUCCCAAGGCCGGGCCCACGUGCUGGCUCACCCGGAGAGCAUCAACAUCAUUUCCCACAGCCUCAGGACAGAGAACAUCAAGACCAAGAUCGCAGUGCUGGAGAUCCUGGGUGCGGUUUGUCUGGUCCCUGGAGGCCACAAGAAAGUACUGCAAGCAAUGUUGCACUAUCAGGUUUACGCAGCAGAGAGGACUCGCUUCCAGACGUUACUUAAUGAGCUGGACAGAAGUACUGGAAAGUACAGGGAUGAAGUGCACCUCAAAACUGCAAUAAUGUCCUUCAUCAAUGCCGUGUUAAACGCUGGUGCUGGAGAGGACAAUCUGGAAUUUCGACUGCACCUCCGAUAUGAGUUCCUCAUGCUAGGAAUCCAACCGGUGAUUGAUAAACUGCGAAACCAUGAGAACGCAACAUUAGACAGGCACUUGGACUUCUUUGAGAUGGUCAGAAAUGAGGAUGAGAAUGAACUUGCAAAGCGACUUGACCUGGUGCACAUUGACACCAGGAGCACAAGCCAGAUGUUUGAGUUGAUUCGGAAAAAGCUGAGUCACACGGAAGCCUAUCCACAUUUGGUGUCUAUCCUCCAGCACUGCCUCCAAAUGCCCUGGAAGAGAAAUGGCACUAACAACCAGCACUGGCAGCUCCUCGACAGAAUACUGCAACAGAUCGUGCUGCAGGACGAGAAAGGGGAGGAUCCUGAUGUUGCACCAUUGGAGAACUUCAAUGUGAAGAAUAUCAUUCGGAUGCUAGUGAAUGAAAAUGAGGUGAAGCAGUGGAAGGAUCAAGCCGAGAAGUUCAGGAAAGAACACGUGGAAUUAUUGGCAAGGCUGGAGAAGAAGGAGAGGGAGUGUGAGACCAAAACCCAGGAGAAGGAUGACAUGAUGAAAACUCUCAAUAAGAUGAAGGACAAACUCCAGAAAGAGUCAGCAGAGUUGCGCCAAGCAAGGGAGCAAGUGGUGGAAUUCUCCAUCCGUCUGAAUGAACUAACAAACUCAAAUGCGGGCGGCCUCCCCUUCCCCCAUCCCCCUCCCCCUCCGCCGCCUGGCGGGCCCCUCCCUCCCCCUCCCCCUCCCGUCCUGGGCGAGCUGCCCCCACCGCCCCCAGCCCUCCCGUACGAGUUCCUGCCUCCCCCUCCCCCGCCCCUGCCACCUGGUGGGCCCCCACCCCCUCCCCCUGGAGCCCCCCCCUUCUUCAGCUGCGCAGUGCCACCCGCUUUCUGCCUGCCGACGAUGGGAAGCUCCAAGAAGAAGGCCAUCCCGCAGCCGUCGCACCCGCUGAAGUCGUUCAACUGGCACAAGUUGGCGGAGGACAGGAUUCAAGGCACUGUCUGGAACGACAUAGAUGACCUGCGAGCCUUCAACACUCUUGACCUGGAAGAUUUUGAAAAGAUGUUCUCGGCCUACCAGAGGCAGCAGAAAGAGCUGGGGUCCACUGAGGAUCUGUACCUCACGAUGAGGAAGGUGAAGGAGCUAUCAGUGAUUGAUGGACGAAGGGCUCAGAACUGCGUCAUUCUGUUGUCAAAGCUAAAGCUGUCCAAUGAGGAAAUCAAGCGUGCAAUCUUGCAAAUGGACGAACAAGAAGACUUGGCCAAGGACAUGCUGGAACAGCUCCUCAAGUUCGUCCCAGAGAAGAGUGACAUUGACCUUCUGGAGGAGCAUAAACACGAGACUGAUCGCAUGGCCAGGGCAGAUCGCUUCCUCUAUGAGAUGAGCAGGAUUGACCACUACCAACAGCGCCUGCAGGCUUUAUUCUUCAAGAAGAAGUUUGCCGAGCGUCUCGCGGAAGCGAAGCCAAAGAUCGAAGUCAUCCUCUUGGCUUCCAAAGAGCUCUGUCGGAGCAAGAGACUGAAGCAGCUCCUGGAGGUGGUCCUUGCCUUUGGAAACUACAUGAACAAGGGCCAGAGGGGGAAUGCUUUCGGUUUCCGAAUCUCCAGCCUCAACAAGAUUGGAGAUACAAAGUCAAGCAUCGACAGGAACAUCACACUGUUGCACUAUCUGAUCAUGAUAUUUGAAAAGAGCUACCCAGAGAUCCUCACCAUUCAGUUAGAUUUACUUCAUGUGCCAGAUGCCGCCAAAGUCAACCUGGCCGAACUGGAGAAAGAAAUAAACAAUAUUAAGAACGGUCUGAAGGCUUUGGAGGCUGAACUGGAAUACCAAAAGCGCCGGACACGGGACAGUGAAGACAAGUUUGUUCCCGUUAUGAGUGACUUCAUUACUGUCGCUAGCUUCAGCUUUUCAGAGAUGGAGGAUAUGUUAGUCGAGGCGAAAGAUAAGUACUCCAAGAUGCUGAAGCACUUCAGUGAAGACGAGACCAAGAUGCAGCCGGACGAAUUCUUCGGGAUAUUUGACACUUUCCUACAGUCGUUUGCUGAAGCAAAGCAGGACCUGGAGAACAUGAGGAGGAAGAAGGAGGAGGAGGAGCGCCGGGCCCGCAUGGAAGCCAUGUUGAAGGAGCAGCGGGAGAAGGAGCGUCGGUUGAAGAAAGCCCGUGCCGGCAGUGUCUCGGAGGAGGUCGGCGAGUUUGAUGAUCUGGUCUCGGCUCUGCGGUCUGGCGAGGUCUUCGACAAGGACCUGUCAAAACUGAAGCGGAACCGCAAGCGGGUGGUCAACCAGCUGGCAGACAGCAGCCGGGAGCGGGCAGUGACUAAGCUCAAUUACUGAAGGGACUGGCUGCAACCCAUUGAGUGCACCUUGGGGGGAUCUAAACGCCGGAUGUUAGGCGUGAGUGUGCACGGUUAUCGGAAAUGGUGUGGAGGAUCCCAUUACACCUCCCUCCACCCAGCUCCCCACUUCCCUCAAGCUGCAACUCCUCAGUGGCCCCGAGACGGAGGGAAGAUAAAAGUGGAACACAGGACCUUUUCGUUUUUUUGCUCUCUUCCCGCCCAGAAACAGGACAGGACCCCUGAAUCUCUCUCUCUCUCUUUCUCUCUCUCUCUCUCUCUUUCUCUCUCUUGCUCGGCCUCCACCUCUUCACUGUAAGAGAGUGAGGGCGAAUAUGGGGCCCAGUUUCCCAAGUGCCUGUGCAUGUUGUGCAUCUGUCACCAGCCACUGGGGCCUACCCUUCCGAAAGCCGGACACUCCUGCCACUGGCAGCAUCCAAAGGACAUGGAAGCAAGAACGUUUUGUGGGUUCGCAGACCUCUGGGACUCAGAAGGAAAGCCAUGAUGCUUUGCCAUUACUGUCACCCUGACUUCUUUCCAGUUUUACAUUGGUCCCCACUCUCCUGUCCAAAGGCAUCAAGUUAUCGAGUCUCUCCAGUCAAGCAAACGUUGGUGGGAGCUCACUAACAAAUGUCCUUUCCUGGAGUGCCAAUCCAUAUCUCCUGCUCUCGUCUUUUCCCAGAGCUUCCAGUUUAACCAACUUGAUGGCAACCCAACUGCGCAUUGGAAAAUCGUUGGAUUGUGAGCAUGGAGGAGUAACGUAACCGUCCUGAGCAUUUGAUUCCCACCACUUUGGACAUCAGUAAAAACAUAUUAUGACAACAACAAAAAAUAAGGACAGUAUUAAAUGCAGUCAGUGACUCUCUGCACUGAUGGUCACCUGAGCACAUAUACAUGGUAACAGAAACUAGAUAGACACAGCAAAAAUAUCUGGGCCUAUAUUGUGCAAUAAUUUUCUUUAAGCUUUUAUAGAUAUAUGUAUAAUGUUUAAAGUUUUACUUUGAAAAAAGAAAGUUAGUCCUUUCGAAGAGUAGACUCGUCACAUCCAAUGUGACUAAAAUGAGCAUGGUAAAUUCAUUCAGGCCUUUUUCUCACCAGCACCUCUUGAGCAAUCUCCCCUCUCUCCACGCCAACAGUCCCCUGAACGUCCAAAUAAACCCAAUUUCUCCAGACAUGUUUAAUUCAGGGGAAGAAAGCAUUCUUCAGAACUGAAUCAAAUACCAGCAAGAUAAAGCUUUCUUUUUUCCGAAAGAAAGGUUCAACAGGACCCCCAGUAGGCUCUGAAACUCAGGCCUGAUGUGGGCUACUAAUCCCUGCUUCUUUCAACUCUCAAAGAGGAAGGAAGAGUAACAACGCAGCACAUAAAGGAAAUGACAGACUUUCUUCCUUGUUUUGAAAUCUCCAGCACACCCUUCAUUGGGCAGCAGGGCAGAACUUUUCUCCAGUAUCUAGCACGUGAACUUUGCCAACUUUAAUCCAUUCCCCUUUCCCCCAGAUGGGGAUACAAGAGCUAUUGUCUACACUAUGUUAAUGCAGCAAGCCAAUGGCCUGUUUAGUAAAUGUAGCACUAUAUUAUAGACGUAUAUUGUUUUUAAGGUUGUAAUGAGUUGUGUGCACAGAUAAAGUGGAAUGAUUUCAGCUUCAGAAAAAUGAAGGAUUAGAAGUUU
Messenger RNA from Hemiscyllium ocellatum (epaulette shark), 5195 nucleotides. RefSeq names its product dishevelled associated activator of morphogenesis 2 (gene daam2). The coding region runs from base 302 to 3529 and encodes 1075 amino acids. Gene Ontology annotation, biological process: positive regulation of canonical Wnt signaling pathway; regulation of non-canonical Wnt signaling pathway; actin cytoskeleton organization. Gene Ontology annotation, molecular function: small GTPase binding; actin binding. NCBI's taxonomy places the organism in Eukaryota, Metazoa, Chordata, Chondrichthyes, Orectolobiformes, Hemiscylliidae. The transcript has 25 exons. The record is from RefSeq and is a predicted model, not a curated record.